This is a messenger RNA of Theobroma cacao (cacao), 3123 nucleotides long. Its product is annotated as Tetratricopeptide repeat (TPR)-like superfamily protein. The record is from RefSeq and is a predicted model, not a curated record. NCBI's taxonomy places the organism in Eukaryota, Viridiplantae, Streptophyta, Magnoliopsida, Malvales, Malvaceae. Gene Ontology annotation, molecular function: mRNA binding; protein binding.
UUCAUAAGUAAGUAAGUACUUACCAAAGAUAUGCAUAUGCUGCACCAAUUUGGAUAUCUUCCAACACCAAAACCUUAAACUGAAAAACUCUUUAGCAUCAAAACCCGUUACCCAGAAAAACAUGUUACCACUAUAAUUCUCAGUUCUUACUUCACUUCAAUUUUCACAAAAUACCAUUUUUGUCUGAGCAAAAAUAGCAAUGUUUGCAAAACUCCAGCUAGACACCAGUUGCUUCAACAUUUUGUGCUCCACAAAAACUUCAGCACCCAACAUUUCAGGAGUUUCAGUUUCAGUUUCUCCACUAGAAAAACUCGAACCCAUCAACAGAAACAAGCAACAUAGACUUCUCGAGACUCCCAAUGGAGGAGGAACCAAGAAAUUCCAUGGAGUUCGAAAACAAACUCUUGAUAAUCAACCUGAGCCAAGUGAUCAGACUUUGGAGAAAAACCCAGGUAGAGAAAGGAGAGAAAAAAAGAGGCAGAGUUUCAAAUUUGUAAAUAAAGGAGGUAAAUUUGGUGGAUUUAAUGGGAAAAAUUUGGUGGAGAAAAUGCAGGCCAAGUGUUCGACGAAAUGGGUUUCCUAUGGAGGUUGUAUUCCAGCGAUUUUGGGAGCUUUGGAUAACGUUAAGGAUUUGGAUGAGGCAUUGAAGCCGUGGGCUGAAAAGUUAAGUAACAAAGAAAGGAGUAUAAUUUUAAAGGAGCAAUCAAGUUGGGAACGGGCUUUAGAGAUUUUUGAGUGGUUUAAGAGAAAACAGUGUUACGAGUUGAAUGUAAUUCAUUACAAUAUUAUGUUUAGAAUUCUUGGGAAAGCUCAUAAAUGGGGUUAUGUUGAGAGGUUAUGGAACGAGAUGACUUUUAGAGGGAUCAAACCGAUUAAUUCUACUUAUGGUACUUUGAUUGAUGUUUAUAGUAAAGGUGGGAAGAAGCAACAGGCUCUUUGUUGGCUUGGAAAGAUGAAUAAGCAAGGGAUGGAGCCUGAUGAGGUGACUAUGGGAAUCGUUGUGCAGUUGUAUAAGAAAGCGGGUGAGUUUCAAAAUGCUGAGGAGUUUUUCAAGAAGUGGUCAUGGAAUGGAUCUUUGAAGCAUGAUGGAAGUGAAACAUUCAGUGCAGUGGGAAGUGAUUUACAUUUAAGCUCGUAUACGUAUAACACUUUGAUAGAUACAUAUGGAAAGGCAGGGCAGCUUCAAGAGGCUUCUGAAACAUUUGAAAUGAUGCUUAGAGAAGGGAUUGUUCCAACUACUGUCACUUUUAAUACAAUGAUUCACAUUUGCGGUAAUCAUGGAAAGUUAGAAGAAGUGGCUUCACUUAUGAAGAAGAUGGAGGAGGUUCAGUGCCUACCUGACACUAGAACAUAUAAUAUUCUCAUCUCUCUCCAUGCUAAGCAUGAUGAUAUAAAGAUGGCAGCAGGCUAUUUUGCAAAGAUGAAGGAGGUCUGCCUUGAACCAGAUCUUGUGAGUUAUCGCACCCUCUUGUAUGCAUACUCAAUAAGGCAAAUGGUUAGUGAAGCUGAAGACCUCAUAAAUGAGAUGGAUGAACAACUUCUUGAAAUUGAUGAAUAUACGCAAUCUGCUCUGACCAGAAUGUACAUAGAAGCUGGGAUGCUUGAGAAGUCGUGGUUAUGGUUCAGGAGGUUUCACCUUGCAGGGAAUAUGAGUUCAGAGGGCUACUCUGCAAACAUUGAUGCAUUUGGGGAGCGGGGACAUGUUUUUGAAGCUGAAAAAGUUUUUGUCUGUUGCCAAGAAAGGGAGACGCUUACUGUCCUUGAGUUUAAUGUAAUGAUUAAAGCUUAUGGGAUAGGGAAGAGUUUUGAAAAAGCAUGUUGGUUAUUUGAUAGCAUGCAGGGUCAUGGUGUAGUUCCAGACAAAUGCAGUUAUAAUUCUCUCAUACAGAUUUUGGCUAGUGCAGACUUACCACAUGUGGCAAAAUGCUACCUGAAGAAGAUGCAGGAAGCAGGAUUUAUAAGUGAUUGCAUCCCUUAUUGUGCUGUGAUCUCAAGCUUUGUAAAAUUAGGAGAACUGGAAAUGGCUGAAGGACUGUAUGGCGAGAUGAUUCAGUAUAAGGUGGAGCCUGAUGUUGUUGUCUAUGGUGUAUUGAUAAAUGCUUUUGCUGAUCUUGGAAGUGUUAAAGAAGCUACCAGUUAUGUUAAUGCAAUGAAAAGUGCUGGAUUGCCUGGAAAUGCUGUUACAUACAACUCAUUGAUUAAGCUUUAUACAAAAGUUGGUUACUUGAAAGAAGCACAGGAGGUUUAUGAACUACUUCAGUUGUCAGGAUUCCACCCUGAUGUGUAUUCUUCAAAUUGUAUGAUUGACCUCUACAGCAAGCGCUCAAUGGUUAGUCAAGCAGAAGCGAUUUUCAAGAACUUAAAGCAAAAGGGAGAUGCAAAUGAAUUUUCAUAUGCCAUGAUGCUGUGUAUGUAUAAAAGAAAUGGGAGGUUUGAGGAAGCCACUCAUAUAGCAAAACAGAUGAGAGACCUGGGACUUCUAACUGAUUUGUUGAGUUAUAAUAAUGUGCUUGGGCUGUAUGCCAUGGAUGGGAGAUUCAGGGAGGCAGUUAGAACUUUUAAGGAAAUGAUGAGUGCUUGCAUUCAACCUGAUGAUAGUACAUUCAAAUCACUUGGAUUUGUUCUCACGAAAUGUGGAGUUCCAAAGCGGGCUGUUAACAGGCUACAAGUAACAAGGAAGAAGGAUGCUCAGAGUGGUUUGCAAGCAUGGAUUUCCACCCUUUCCUCAGUAGUUGGAUCGGAUGAAGACGAUGCUGACAACUAUGCUGACAACUAUGCUUAGGCUUUCUCUUGCAACUGACUUUUUGGGUUUGAGUUCAUUGUCGGAUCAUUGAAGCCUAGAGAUGAACUGAUAGAUAAAACUUUAAUCAAAAGCCUCACAAAUGUAUAGCUGAGAUGCACUGUUAAAUUUAAUGUCCAUGACAGUGUGUUUAGCUUUUGUAUUUUGUAUAUUUAGUAGAGGAAAAGUUCUAGAACUUAGGCUGAUGCUGGAAGAGUAAAUAGUGUUCCUUUAUACGUAGCACCUUGUUUUCUGCUGGAAGGUUUAAUUGAGCAUUAUGUAAAUUAUGUUGUGUUAUUAGUAUGAAUGAAAGAAUUAAGAAGUCCGCUAGUUUGGCUGAUCUA